Brachypodium distachyon (stiff brome) is the source of this 1680-nucleotide messenger RNA. RefSeq names its product heat shock cognate 70 kDa protein. The coding region runs from base 1 to 1680 and encodes 559 amino acids. Gene Ontology annotation, cellular component: cytoplasm. The transcript has 5 exons. Gene Ontology annotation, molecular function: ATP binding; heat shock protein binding; ATP-dependent protein folding chaperone. Gene Ontology annotation, biological process: protein refolding; cellular response to unfolded protein. The record is from RefSeq and is a predicted model, not a curated record. NCBI's taxonomy places the organism in Eukaryota, Viridiplantae, Streptophyta, Magnoliopsida, Poales, Poaceae.
AUGGCCAGGACGGGUGCCACGGAGUGCGUCGACGGGCCGGCGAUCGGCAUCGACCUCGGGACGACCUACUCGUGCGUCGCCGUCUGGCGUUCGUCGCACAACCGCGUGGAGGUCAUCCCCAACGACCAGGGCAACCUCACCACGCCGUCCUGCGUCGCCUUCACCGACUCCUGGCGUCUCAUCGGCGACGCCGCCAUGAACCAGGCCGCCAUGAACCCCGUCAACACCAUCUUCGAUGUGAAGCGACUCAUCGGCCGUCAUUUCAGUGACUCUUCGGUUCAAGCAGACAUGAAGCUGUGGCCUUUCAAAGUCAUCUCAGGUCCCAGCGACCGGCCGAUGGUCGUGGUGCAGUACAAGGAAGAGGAGAAGCAGUUCGAGGCCGAGCAGAUCUCGGCCAUGGUGCUCGCCAAGAUGCGGGAGAUCGCUGAGGCCUAUCUCGACACGGAUGUGAAGAAUGCCGUCAUUACCGUCCCGGUCUACUUCAACGACUCCCAGCGGCAGGCCACCAUCGACGCCGGCACAAUCGCCGGGCUCAACGUCAUGCGCAUCAUCAACGAGCCCUCCGCUGCUGCCCUUGCCUACGGACUUGACAAGAUACACAGCAGCGAUGAAGUGAAGACGGUGCUCAUAUUUGAACUCGGCGGUGGUACCUUGGACGUCUCCGUCGUCAACAUCGAUCCCGGCGUCGACAUUGACAUGGGGGUCUUUGAGGUCAAGGCCAUGGCCGGCGACACCCACCUGGGCGGUGAGGAUUUCAACGACCCGAUGGUGAAGCACUUCGUGCGGGAGUUUCUCAAGAAAUUCAAGAAGACUGACAUUAGAAACAACCCCAAGGCGCUCCGGUGGCUCAGGGCGGCCUGCGAGAAGGCCAAGAGGAUGCUGUCUUCCGCUGCGCAGGCCACCGUGGAGAUCAACUCGCUGCACGAUGGCAUCGACUUCUAUGGGGUCAUCACCCGCGCCCGGUUUGAGGACCUCAACAUGGAUCUCUUCCGAAAGUGUAUUGAACACGUCGAGAAGUGCCUCGGCGACGCCAAGAUGGACAAGUCUCAGAUCCAUGACGUCGUCCUCGUGGGCGGUUCCAGCAGAAUCCCCAAAGUGCAGCAGCUUCUCGAUAAUUUCUUCGAUGGCAAGAAGCUCUGCAGGAGCAUCAACCCUGACGAGGCCGUCGCCUACGGCGCUGCUGUCCAGGCCGCCAUCCUCAGCGAUGAAGGCGGCGAGGAAGUGCGGGAUGUGCUCCUGCUCGACAUCACGCCGCUCUCGCUCGGGGUGGAGACGGAAGGCCGUGAAAUGAGCACCUUGAUCCCCAGAAACACCACAAUCCCCGUCAAAAAGGAGGGUGUCUACACGACAUGCUCCAACAACCAGACCAAGGUGCGCAUCCAAGUAUACGAGGGCGAAGGGGCAGCGACCGAGGACAACCACCUCCUCGGCAAGUUCAUUCUCACAGGCAUCCCCAAAGCACCGAAGGGCGUGCCCAAGAUCAAUGUCACCUUCGUAAUCGAUGCGAACUGCGUUUUGACCGUGUCUGCGGAGGACAUGUCGACGGGAAAAAAUAAUAAGAUCGUUAUCGCCAAAGACACGGGUCGGCUGAGCACGGAGGAGAUCGAGCGGAUGGUGCGUGACGCCGACGAGUACAAUGCAGAGGACGAGAAGGAAAUGCAGAAAAGAGGAGGCGCAUAA